Molecule: messenger RNA, 2769 nt
Organism: Chroicocephalus ridibundus (black-headed gull)
Lineage: Eukaryota; Metazoa; Chordata; Aves; Charadriiformes; Laridae
Gene: IGFBP4
Product: insulin like growth factor binding protein 4
Exons: 4
Coding region: 37-846 (269 amino acids)
Biological process (GO): regulation of insulin-like growth factor receptor signaling pathway
Cellular component (GO): extracellular region
Molecular function (GO): insulin-like growth factor II binding; insulin-like growth factor I binding
Source: RefSeq, a predicted model, not a curated record
CAGCGGGCCGGAGCGCGGGCGCGGAGCGGGGCCGCCAUGCGGGGGGCGGCCGGGCGCGCUCUGCCGCUGCUGCCGCCGUUGCUGCUGCUGCUGCUGCUGCUGCUGCUGCUGCUGGCGGCGGCGGCGGGGCCGGCGGGCGGCGAGGAGGCGAUCCAGUGCCCGCCGUGCUCGGAGGAGCGGCUGGCCCGCUGCAAGGCUCCGCAGGGCUGCGCGGAGCUGGUGCGGGAACCCGGCUGCGGCUGCUGCGCGACCUGCGCCCUCGGCCGCGGAACCGCCUGCGGGGUCUACACCGCCCGCUGCGGCGCGGGGCUGCGCUGCUACCCCCCCCGCGGCGUGCCCCGGCCCCUGCACACCCUCAUGCACGGCCAGGGCAUCUGCACCGACCUGGCCGACGUCGAGGCCAUCCAGGAGAGCCUCCAGCCCCCAGAGAAGGAGGAGAUCGACCACCCCAACAACAGCUUCAACCCCUGCAGCAUCCACGACCGCAAGUGCCUGCAGAAGCAGCAGGCGAAGCGGGUCAACAACGGCAACAAGAUGCGCAACAGCGGGAGCCCGUACCACCGCGAGGAGACGCGGCCCAUAGCGCAGGGCUCGUGCCAGAGCGAGCUGCACCGGGCGCUGGAGAGGCUGGCGGCCUCGCAGACCCGCACGCACGAGGACCUGUACGUCAUCCCCAUCCCCAACUGCGACCGCAACGGCAACUUCCACCCCAAGCAGUGUCACCCGGCGUUGGACGGGCAGCGGGGCAAGUGCUGGUGCGUGGACCGCAAGACGGGGGUGAAGCUGCCGGGCUUCCUGGAGCUGAAGGGGGACUUGGACUGUCACCAGCUGGCGGACAGCAUGUGAGCACGACCGCGGCAGCCCCGCGCCGUGCCGCGGCCAGGACAGCCACCGGGGCUGCGUAGGAGAGGAAGAGAGGGGACACGACUGCCGAGCAGCUCCCCGAUGGCAGGGGACCCCAAAACACGCCUCGGAUCGCCGCCAUGCUCUGCGCCACGGGCUGCCCACGGCACGGGGCACGGCACCGCGACCUGUGCCAUGACCACUAGCCGCCACUGCUGAGGGGUCCCCGGCAUGUGCCGGCGGCACCUCCAUCCCGCACAGACGCUUGCGUGGACAGACGCUGCCCUGGGAACGGCGUCGGGCGGCCGGGGUGCAGCGGGUGGAGAGCACCCGCCAUGUGCUGCUGCCGCCCCUCGGUGCUGCUCCCGCAGCCGCCGCUGCCCCGUGGUGCCCCCCCUGGUUUUCACCCCGGCCCCUCCGUGCUGCGGCACGGCCGGGGGACCCGGAGCGUGGCGGAGGCUCCGCUGCUGCCCCAUCCACCCCAGACCUCUGCGUGUGGUGGCAGAAGCGCCUCACCCUGCCGUGCCACGGCUGCCCGGGCAAGGAUUGGGGGAGCCCCUGCAACGGCGGGGGGGCCCAGAGAGACACCCCCCCGCCCCGCCACUGCCUGCCUGGGGCCCUCCCUGGCUCCGUCUCGCCCAAAGGGUGGGCGCGCGAUGGGCGUCGCGGCCGCACCGAGCAAUAGGAGACCGUCCCCCUCCCCGCUGCAGCCCCCAGCCCCACGGCCCGGGAACCACCUGCCCCCCAGCCCAGCCCCAUCCCGCUCCCUGCGCGGGGACAAAGCCGGCGGCCGCAGCGUUUUGCUCCUGCCCAUCCUGGGUUGGGCUCCCCCGCCCCCGGGUGCAUCGUGUCCCCGCGAGCGCGGGGUCCACGGGGAGGGCUGGGGGCCGAGGGCUGCCCAAGAAACACCUCCCAGCAGGAAGGGCUUCUUUAGUUGGUUUUUUUUUGUUUUUUUUUGUUUUUUUUUCUUCCCCAAAGAUUUUUAAUAUUUAAAAAAUGUCAUUGGUGGGAUGUUAAAACCCCCCCCGUGUGGCCCCUGGGGCUGAAAUCCUCCAUCGCCGCGGAACGGGGCACCGCUGGCGAUGGUUUCUGUCGUCUCUUCUUCCAACUUGGCCAACGUGACAAAACCGGGACGAAUCUCUGGAACGUCUCAGCGACGGGAUCUGCGGAUUUCGCCAGCGCAAAGUUCUCAGAUGAGAAAUUGUCACUAUUUUUGUAGCUAUUUUUUUUUUUUCUUCUUUCUCUUUGAAACCCUUCUGUGGGAGCCAGCUGGGCUGGAAAUUUUUCACCUAAAUGUCUUCUAGGUGAGAAAUGGCCGUGCUGGCUGCCAUGGCAAGUGUGCCAAAGACGAUUUUGUCGUUCCCGCCCUGACCCACCCCCUGUCUCUGGUUGGUUUUCCGUGUGGUUUUGGCCCGGCCACGCCGGUGGGUGCCACGGCCCCCGAUGGGAAUGAAAUGUUUCAGUUUUAGUGAAACACACUUUUUUUUCCCCCCCUCCCCGUUCCCCAGCGGCGCCGCGGGGGGUGCAGGGCGUAGUGGGUCCGGCUCGGCCACCUGGACCCCCGCAGGCGGCCGGGGUGGCGCCGGCAGAGCCACGGAGCCUCUCCCGGUUUUGGGGUGGCCGGGGAUGCCGGCGCUCGCUGGGGCACGUUUCGUGUCCAGCUGAGAGGGCUCCAGCGUUUCGUAUCGUCUCUCCUGUAGUUUAAGGCUGUAUUUACACACGAUCAUAUACCAGCGUAAGGCUCCCCGACCCCACGCCGACGUGAUUUCUCUCAGUUCCUCCUGGGCCAAGCCCGUCCCUUCGGACUCCCGUGUAGCACCGACUCUCUUUCACAGUAAACUUGAAGCUUUGUAUCGUCAAAAAGAAAAAAAAAAAAAAACAACAAAAAACCAAAAACCAAAAAGGUAAUUACCGUAUUUAAUUUUC